AUGGGACAAGAAUCAGAUUCCAAAGCCAGGUUGGUGUUAGAGAUUUGUUCCAUUUCCACACGUUCUGCAACAUGUGUUCAUACCAUUCUUUCAAACCCAACCAAAACAACUUUCAUUGACUGGUAUUGCAUUCUUGGAGUAGAAGAAAAUGCAGGGGUAAAUACAAUUCGCAAGAGAUACCAUAAACUUGCCUUGCAACUUCACCCAGAUAAGAAUAAACACCCAAAGGCUGAGAUUGCCUUCAAGCUCGUUUCUGAGGCAAAUUCAUGUCUAACUAAUGAAGCAAAACGAGAAGCUUUCGAAUUCGAGAGGUACAAGCAUUUCUGUAUCGAGUGCAAAAGAAUUCCAUAUACAUCAUCCAAUGUUAGUGCGGAUUCCAGUAGUUCAGGUUUCAAGGCAUGGAGUAUUAUGACAAGGUCAAGAUCUUUAAAGUUUUGGAGAAAUAUUAGGGACAUUGGAGAGAGAUUUAAGGAAGAGGCUAAUGUGAUUGAUAAUUGUUUGAGAGUAAAUUCAAUGUCACGGAAUGAAUCUUCUUCGGUCUACAAUCGAGCUAGUUAUCUAAAUAGGAGCGAGUCGGGGCAUAGAUUUGAGAAAGAAACUCCUGUUUUCGAUCCAUCGGAUUACUUGUACCAAAGAUAUCCUCAUGUUAACAAGAGUUCUUCCAUGUUUUGGUACUCGCGGAGAAAUAGUAUGGUCGAAAAUGAAAAGAGAGGAGCGCGAUAUAGUUCUCCUGUUUUUGAGGUCAAAAGAAGGACUAUGUUUUCAAACCAAUUUGGUUUUGUACCAUCAAGAUAUUAA
Molecule: messenger RNA, 798 nt
Organism: Vicia faba (fava bean)
Lineage: Eukaryota; Viridiplantae; Streptophyta; Magnoliopsida; Fabales; Fabaceae
Source: the annotation of a GenBank genome assembly